Molecule: messenger RNA, 1774 nt
Organism: Oldenlandia corymbosa var. corymbosa
Lineage: Eukaryota; Viridiplantae; Streptophyta; Magnoliopsida; Gentianales; Rubiaceae
Source: the annotation of a GenBank genome assembly
AAAUAAAAAUAAAAAAUUCCAUGUUUGCUUAUAAAAAAUUGGAGUUACGAGUAACACAGGAUUUAUUUUACACCCUGAGUUUUGGAUUCUUGCGGGGUGGCUCUAUAAAAGGUAGCACACCCAAUAAACGUUAUAGCAUUAUUAUUCUGCGUCUUCUUUCUUUCUCUCUUUGCUUACCAAAAUCACUUUUUAGCCCACAACAAGAACAGAGACCCCCAUUUCUUUUUUCCUUUGUAAUUUUCCCACAACCAAUCAAUCCCAACUUAAUUCACAUGCCAAAAAGGGCUGUUGUUGUUGAUUCCAUGGAAAACAUACUUGGGCUCCUCAGGAUUCAUGUCAUCCGAGGUAUAAACCUUGCUGUCAGAGAUGUUGUAAGCAGCGAUCCUUAUGUUAUCGUCCGGAUGGGCAAACAGAAAUUGAAAACGCGUGUGGUGAAGAAGAAUAUCAAUCCCGAGUGGAAUGAAGAUCUCACCCUCUCCAUUUCUGAUCCAAACAGCCCAAUCAAGAUAGUAAGUUACCUAACUUAUUCUUUUCAAAGUAUAGUAGUAUGUGAUUCUGACUUCUGACCUCUUCUGGUAAUCUUUCAAUAUACAAUAGUAAUAAUAGUCCAUUAAAGUCCAAUAAUUUUGCACCCCAAAUAACAAAUACCAUCUGCCGCAAUAUUCGCACCUAGUCAAAGUUUCUCAAAUUGAAAAUUGGGAAAAGAUUUGGUUUUUAAAUGGGCAUUUCAGAAAGUUCAAUUCCUCAAGCAUCUAUAAAUUCUGGUUAUUUAAUUAGUACCCUUAUGUGGAAUUUUGCAAAAAGAAACAAAAAUCUGUACAUUCUUUGAAGUCAAAAAAGUGAAGAUGCCGCAUGCAAUUAUUAGCCCUUUUGGUUCUAAUUCAAUCUCACAACUUUUGCAGCAAGUGUACGAUAAGGACACAUUCUCUCUGGAUGACAAGAUGGGGGAUGCAGAGAUUGACAUUAGUCAGUUCAUGGAAGCUGUGAAGAUGAGGUUUAAGAACAUUCCCAGUAAUACGGUGAUCACUACAUUGAAACCCGGUAGGCAAAAUUGCUUGGCUGAAGAAAGCAGCAUCAUUUGGCAAGAUGAUAAGGUUAAGCAGCACAUGUUUCUGAGAUUGCAGAACGUCGAACGUGGUGAGAUUGAGCUUCAGUUGGAGUGGAUUGAUGUUCCUGGUUCCCGAGGUCUGUAGAUUAUACUACAAGUUUACUAAACUGAUCAUUUAGACCAUGGUGAUGAUGCAAUGAAUUAAUGGUGUACAGUUUCAGUUGUUGUUGUAGUGCCAAAAAUGAUGAAAAAAAAUAAGACCAAGGUUUUUUUUUUUUUUUUUUUACAUAUAUAUAUAUAGGUUACAUAGUUUUACUUUUAGGGUGAUGAGAUUGCGAAAAGCUUGUUAUGUUAUGAAUGCUUUUAGUUUUGUAGUGAUUUUGCCGAAAUUUUUUUUUUUUUGAGUGAUGUAUAAUCGAAGGUUCGUCCAAACACCUCUUUUCUGCUUACAUACGAGGUUUACUUAAAAUACCAUACGUCUUCUUUUUUUUUUUGUAAAAGGACCAUACCUCUCUUAAGGUGUUAGUAACAAGGCCUACCAAUUAAGGCAGUGGCGGAGAUAGGAGACCAGCAAGAGGGGUGGUAUCCUUAUUCCAAAAUUUUUAUGAAGGAAUGGUUAAAUCUUUUUUAGUUUAAAUUGUAGAAGAUUAUAAUUUCGCCCCUCCUAUACCGCAACAUUGUCAUGUCAUCCCUCUUAUUUGGAAUUUGUAGUUCCACGUUAACCCC